CCGAGGCUGGGCAGCGUUGACUGUGUUGAAUGUCUGGCCACAAAGCAAAGCUUCUCGUCUGGGUCUUCAUUGAAACAAGGGCUUCUGGAAAGCGGUUUGAUCCAGCUGGGAGAUGUUUGCCACAGCCACCAGAAACUUUGUGGAGGAAGUGGAUUAUGGAGGUGUGCUGAUCCCAGUGUCCAGCCUGAAUGACACUAUAGAUGUCCUGACACUAGUGGUGAAGCGCAAGCGUUUCUGGUUCUGGCAGAAGUCCAAGUAUCUUCCCACUGAUUUUCACUUCAAUGAUAUACUAGCAGGAGAUACCCCUAUAGAGCCAGAUACCAAAGAGACAGACUUCAUCAAAUAUAAAGGGACAUAUGGUGACAACAUUCAGGGAGCUAUGGAUGCAAAUUUUGUCCACUCCAAUGUGAGCCUGGAGGGUAAAGACUCUUCCAAACUCCAGUCAUCCUUUGGUAGUUUGAAGAAAGAGGAAGUGAAUGUGCAGAAGUUGCUGAAAGACUCUAAAAGCAGGGUGCUGGACAUGUCUCACUGUCUGAUCCAGCAGACAAAGGAGAAGCACAGGCUGGUAUUUGGGAUUGUGAAGGAGCGAAUUGUGACCACUAUUCCCUGUUCGGUCAUAGAGGAGGUGCAGCAGGGUGGACAGUGUGGAGGAGGACUGAGCCUCUGCGGGCCCAAGAGCCCUAAGGUUUCAUUGAAAGAGAAUGGGAGCCUGAGUAUAGACAGUAAUGUUACCAUGGAAAUUCCCAUCAAUACUACCAUUGCCUAUUCCCUCAUAGAGCUAGAGAUCAAACAGGAUGGAUGCUAUGAGUUGUGUCUGAUGUCAGACACCACUGGAGGUUUUGAAGUAGACAGUGGUGUUCUUGCACACGAUUCUGAAAAUAGCUGCCUUCGACAAGACCUGGAGCAACUUAAUGAUCAUUUCCAGUUGCUGUCAUCUCUUCCUGCAACCACAAGGUCCUCUCUGCUCCAGCAAUUCACAAACAUUAUGCAGGACAGAGCAGCCGUCAGUGCACUUCAGGAUAUGCUGGACCAGAUGAGCCUAGAUAAGUCUCCUGCCUUGGUUGAUGUUACAACGACAGUGUCUCAAAAACAGAAUAUCCAAGCCAUUCUGGAGCUUGUGGAGCUGUCUGGUCAAGUGGAGUCAGCUCAGAGAGGCCGGUCCACAUCAGUCCUCACAGCUAUUCACCUCAUUAGCAGUGCCUUGGAUGAGAUGACCAAUGAUUGUCUUGAUGUCUUGGGAAUGUGCUGCAGCCACACAGUCUUACAGACAAUGGAGCUAUUGGUGCAGAGCAUAUCAGGAAAUGGAAAGUGUCCUCUGAGCAGUGCAAGACUAACUGCACUGACGGGGGACAUCUAUGAAAAUGCUGAACAUCUGUUUGCCUCCUCUAAUGUGUCCCUGAAGAGAGACGGGGACACAGUGAGGGCAGAAAUAAACCAAGGGCCAGGAAACCUUCCUCUGGUGCUGUGUAUCGCUGUCAGGGGUCUUGCCUCAUUAGCCCCCUGUGUUUGAACCGAAGAUGCCUUUAUAUCAACCAGAAACUUGAAAUACCACACUGGAAUGCAGUGAAGGGGAUCAUAUACAUAUUUAGUGUUAUUCAUCAGAUAAGUGUUUUUUAUUCUUUUUGGUGCGGUGGAAUGCCCUUUAAAACACUAUGGCAUUUUACUGUAAGGUAAUUACAUAGAUUUACUAAUGUAGAAGCAAUAAGUCAAUUAAUGCCUUAGUCAGUGAAAUGACAAUCAUUGAUCAAUGUCAUCAAAGAUUUUAAUAAGCAAUUAGUUUAGGUCAUGGAUUUUGGACUUUGUUGGACAAAACAAGCAUUUGAAGCUCGGGGGGGCAUUUUUCACUGAUUUUGGAUUUUAUAGAAAAAGAACAUUAAAUGAUCAAGUUGUAAAUUAAUCAACUUUUAGAUUAUUCAGUAAGCAAAGGACAACACCCUUGAAGUUCUCACUGGCUGUGGCAUAAUGUAAGGUAAAUACUAAUUAUUUUAAGGAGGGUCUAAUGUGAUGUCUUAAGCUAUAGGAUAUCUAUGCACUUCAGUCUUUGUGGCUUUUGAUUGUUUAUAUUACUUUUUCACCUCUUUAUUUUCCUCUGUUAAGUAUUGUUAGAUCAAAUAUUCAUGAGUUGUGGAAAUUUUGUGACACAUCUACACAAAACUACUGUGCUCCAGAGACAUGAAUCUUCGACUGUUUUUUUUUAAUGUGCCAACUACAAACCUCAUUCUGGACCACUUGAGCAUAUUGUUUUAUGACUAUUUAAAUUUUUCAUCCAGUCUGAUUGCACAUGUCUUAAUGUGUUAUUUCAGGUUUUAAACAUAGUUAAUGAUCUUGGAAGUUGUUUCAACUUGAUACCUUCUAUCUGUAUCUUUCUUUUAUGUUUAUCUCUAUGGUGCA
Messenger RNA from Seriola dumerili (greater amberjack), 2391 nucleotides. RefSeq names its product gasdermin E (gene gsdme). Gene Ontology annotation, cellular component: cytoplasm. Gene Ontology annotation, biological process: programmed cell death. The coding region runs from base 113 to 1510 and encodes 465 amino acids. NCBI's taxonomy places the organism in Eukaryota, Metazoa, Chordata, Actinopteri, Carangiformes, Carangidae. The record is from RefSeq and is a predicted model, not a curated record. The transcript has 10 exons.